AUGGCGACCCCAGCCUGGAGGGGGCCAGGUCUCCCGGCCCACACACCACGCCUCCCUCAGCGACUACAUAGCUCGCCGAUUCGAUCCAACAUUUCGGCACCUUGCGAUGUGGCACCAAGUCGCGGAUCCCUACGCUCUCUGCCCGUCCGUGUUCCCGACACUCAGCCCGCGGGGCAGAUUCCCGUUCCCGCGGACCGACGCGCUCUCCUCGGCUCCCUCUUGUCAGCAUACCGCGUCCGCCCGCCUUCGGCCAGUGACGUGCGCGUCCAAGAGAGCCAGGCGUGGGACGGCACACCGAGGACGACAUAUCCGGAUCUCGCCCGGCGUGCACCGGCCGUGCGGGUGAGGCUAGGCACAGAGCCCCGGACGGUGGGAAGUGCAGGAUACCGCUCCCGCCGCACGCGACGAUGA
Messenger RNA from Dichomitus squalens LYAD-421 SS1, 411 nucleotides. RefSeq lists its product as uncharacterized. The coding region runs from base 1 to 411 and encodes 136 amino acids. NCBI's taxonomy places the organism in Eukaryota, Fungi, Basidiomycota, Agaricomycetes, Polyporales, Polyporaceae. The record is from RefSeq and is a predicted model, not a curated record. The transcript has a single exon.